Messenger RNA from Pogoniulus pusillus (Red-fronted tinkerbird), 6243 nucleotides. RefSeq names its product lysine demethylase 5B (gene KDM5B). The record is from RefSeq and is a predicted model, not a curated record. The transcript is spliced from 27 exons. The coding region runs from base 831 to 5393 and encodes 1520 amino acids. NCBI's taxonomy places the organism in Eukaryota, Metazoa, Chordata, Aves, Piciformes, Lybiidae. Gene Ontology annotation, molecular function: histone H3K4me/H3K4me2/H3K4me3 demethylase activity; DNA binding. Gene Ontology annotation, biological process: regulation of DNA-templated transcription; chromatin remodeling. Gene Ontology annotation, cellular component: chromatin; nucleus.
CCUCCGCGCAUGUAAACAGAGCCGCGGAGGGGCCGCAGCUCCAUGUGCCGCUCGCCGACGAGGGGCGGCUUAAGGGCCCCGAGCUGUGCCGCAUCCGCCCGGGCCCGUCCGUGCAGAACUGAGCGGUCCCCGGAGCGGGGGUAGCUGUGCUGGGGAGCAGUGUUGCCUAGAGGGGAGGGCACAGAGUCUGUGAGUGUAGCGUCGAGGGUCCUCUCGAAUCAGCGGUGCUGUGGGGAGCGGCCACGAAAGGGGCCGGGCGAGCCUGAGGUCCGGGGCGAGGGGCCACGCACAAAGGCGGCCGUGUGCUGGGCCGAGAAAGGGGAGCUGAGGGCUGGGGCCUGGCCAGGAAGCAGCGCUCCGGGAGGGCGCUUGGGUAGCCAUAACGAGUAGUGCUCUCCAGGCCGUGUUCAGCGCCGAGCCCGGGCAACGGCCUGAGGGCGGCGCGGGGGCCGAGGCGGUACUGACCGGACCCGGCCUCAGCCCUCGGUAGGGGUAACUGCCAGAGACUCUUCCGCCCUGCCCACCUCCCUAACAGCUGCCCGGCAGGUGGGAAAGCAUUGCCCGUGGGCCGCCCCGGUGGCACCAGGCCCUUCCCGGGGGUCCAGCCCCGACGCCCCCUCACAAAGGCGCGUGACUGGGCGGGGCGGCCGCGCCCCCUCCCCCCGCCCAGGCCGGGGCGGACUCUUUUUCUCUCGCUGUCGAGCUCCUUGCCCCCCCCGCCCCCCUCCCGGCGGAGGCGCACGUCCCGUUCAGAGGCGCUCGGCGGCCCAGCGGCUGUUGGAUUGUUCAGAGAGCGGCAGAGCGGCGGCGAGCGGCCCCUGGCCCGGGCCAUGGCCGAGUUCCUGCCCCCGCCCGAGUGCCCUGUCUUCGAGCCCAGCUGGGAGGAGUUCGCCGACCCCUUCGCCUUCAUCCACAAGAUCCGGCCCAUCGCCGAGCAGACCGGCAUCUGCAAGGUGCGGCCGCCGCCGGACUGGCAGCCUCCAUUUGCUUGCGACGUUGAUAAGCUUCACUUUACACCGAGGAUCCAGAGGCUCAAUGAACUAGAGGCCCAGACUCGUGUAAAGCUGAAUUUUCUGGACCAGAUUGCCAAGUUUUGGGAGCUCCAGGGAUGCACACUGAAAAUUCCACAUGUGGAGAGGAAGAUCUUGGAUUUAUUUCAGCUUAACAGACUAGUUGCAGAAGAAGGAGGAUUUGAUGUGGUUUGCAAGGAGAGAAAAUGGACCAAAAUAGCCACCAGGAUGGGCUUUGCCCCGGGCAAAGCUGUGGGCUCGCACAUCCGUGCACACUACGAGCGCAUCCUCUACCCUUACAACUUGUUCCAGUCUGGAGCAAGCCUCUUGUGCCUGCAGAAGCCAGAGCUGAGCAGUGACACCAAGGACAAGGAGUACAAGCCCCACGACAUUCCCCAGCGGCAGUCGGUGCAGCCCUCCGAGACCUGCCCCCCGGCUCGGCGAGCCAAGCGCCUGCGAGCAGAGGCAACCAACAUCAAAGCUGAAUCUGACCCUGCAGAAGGCAGAACUCAUAACCUGAGGCGCAGAAUGGGAUGUGCACCUCCAAAGUGUGAAAAUGAAAAGGAACUGCACAGCACAGUGAAGCCUGCUGAGAAGAAGGAGCAUGCAGGGGAGCCAGAGAAAGACAAAGCCAAGCUCCGGUCCAAGAAGCCCACUAAUGCUGUGGAUCUCUACGUGUGUCUGCUGUGCGGCAGUGGUAACGACGAGGAUCGGCUGCUGCUGUGCGAUGGCUGUGACGACAGCUACCACACCUUCUGCCUCAUCCCGCCCCUGCACGACGUGCCCAAGGGGGACUGGAGGUGUCCACAGUGCUUGGCUCAGGAGUGCAGCAAGCCUCAAGAAGCAUUUGGCUUUGAGCAAGCAGCCAGAGACUACACCCUGCGCACCUUCGGGGAGAUGGCAGACGCCUUCAAGUCAGACUACUUCAACAUGCCAGUGCACAUGGUCCCCACCGAGCUGGUUGAAAAGGAGUUCUGGAGACUUGUCAGUACCAUUGAAGAGGAUGUGACAGUAGAAUAUGGAGCUGAUAUUGCUUCAAAGGAGUUUGGCAGUGGCUUCCCAGUCAGGGGAGGGAAAUUCAAAGUUAGAGCAGAUGAAGAGGACUACCUUGACAGUGGCUGGAAUUUAAACAACAUGCCUGUGAUGGAGCAGUCUGUUCUUGCUCACAUCACUGCAGACAUCUGUGGGAUGAAGCUGCCCUGGCUCUACGUAGGGAUGUGCUUUUCUUCCUUCUGCUGGCACAUAGAAGACCACUGGAGCUACUCCAUUAACUAUCUGCAUUGGGGGGAGCCUAAAACCUGGUAUGGAGCCCCAGGGUAUGCAGCUGAACAGCUGGAGGAUGUAAUGAAGAAGCUUGCUCCAGAGCUCUUUGAAUCUCAGCCAGAUCUCUUGCACCAACUUGUCACCAUAAUGAACCCGAAUACUUUGAUGGCCCACGGAGUGCCUGUGUAUCGAACCAACCAGUGUGCUGGAGAGUUUGUCAUCACCUUCCCCAGGGCUUACCACAGUGGCUUCAAUCAGGGGUUCAAUUUUGCUGAAGCUGUGAACUUCUGCACAGUCGAUUGGCUGCCUCUGGGCCGCCAGUGCGUGGAGCACUAUCGGCUGCUGCAUCGCUACUGCGUCUUCUCCCACGACGAGAUGAUCUGCAAGAUGGCUUCCAAGGCAGAGGUCCUGGACGUGGUGGUGGCAUCUACGGUUCAGAAGGACAUGGCCAUAAUGAUUGAGGAUGAGAAGAGGCUGCGUGAGAAGGUCGAUAAACUGGGGGUGGCUGACUCCGAGCGGGUAGCCUUCGAGCUGCUGCCCGACGACGAGCGCCAGUGCGUGAAGUGCAAGACCACCUGCUUCAUGUCUGCCGUCUACUGCCCCUGCAAGCCCGGGCUGCUGGUCUGCCUCUACCACGUGGAGGAUCUCUGCUCCUGUCCAACUCACAAAUACAAACUGGGGUACCGCUACACCCUGGAGGAGCUGUACCCCAUGAUGAACGCGCUGAGGAUGCGCGCAGAGUCCUACAACGAGUGGGCUGCCAACGUCAGCGAAGCGCUGGAGGCGAAGAUCAACAACAAAAAGAGUCUCAUCAGCUUUAAGGCUUUGAUAGAGGAGUCAGAGCUGAAGAAGUUUCCAGACAACGACCUGCUGCGGCACCUGCGGCUGGUCACGCAGGACGCGGACAAGUGCGCCUCGGUGGCACAGCAGCUCCUGAACGGCAAGAGACAAACCAGGUACCGCUCCGGAGGAGGGAAGUGCCAGAACCAGCUGACGGUGACGGAGCUGCGGCUGUUCGUCAGGCAGCUCUAUGCCCUGCCCUGUGUGCUCAGCCAGACCCCCCUGCUGAAGGACCUUCUGGAUCGCGUGGAAGCUUUUCAACAGCAAAGCCAGAAGCUGCUGUCCGAGGAGCUGCCCAGCGCCGCAGAGCUUCAGGACCUGCUGGACGUCAGCUUCGACUUCGACGUGGAGCUGCCGCAGCUGGGGGAGCUGCGGGAGCGGCUGGAGCAGGCUCGCUGGCUGGAGGAGGUGCAGCUGGCGUCCGCCGACCACAGCUCCCUCACGCUGGACGACAUGAGGCGGCUCAUAGACUCGGGGGUCGGACUGGCUCCCUACCCAGCAGUGGAGAAGGCGAUGGCGAAGCUGCAGGAGCUCCUCACUGUGUCUGAACACUGGGAUGACAAGGCCAGAAACCUGCUGAAGGCCAGGCCACGGCAGUCGCUGAGCAGCCUGGUGGCAGCCGUGAAGGAGCUGGAGGAGAUCCCAGCCUACCUCCCCAACGGCGUCGCGCUGAAGGACGCAGUCCAGAAGGCCAAAGACUGGCUGCAGGAGGUGGAGGCUCUGCAGGUUGGAGGGCGAGUGCCUGUGCUGGACACCCUUGCAGAGCUGGUGACCAGAGGCAGAUCCAUCCCUGUGCACCUGGACUACCUGCCCAGGCUGGAGGCCUUGGUGGCAGAAGUUCAAGCCUGGAAGGAGUGUGCAGCCAGCACCUUUCUGCGUGAGAACUCUGCUUACUCUCUGCUGGAGGUGCUGUGUCCUCGCUGUGACAUUGGGAUGCUGAACCUGAAGAGGAAGCAGAAGAAGCUGAAGGAGCCAGUUCCAGGUGGAAAGAAGAAGAGCACUAAGCUGGAGACUCUGAGUGAUCUGGAGCGAGCACUGUCGGAGAGCAAAGACACAGCUGCUGCGAUGGCCACGCUGGGCGAAGCUCGGCAGAAGGAGAUGGAGGCGCUGCGCUCCCUGCGAGCCGCCAACGAGGGCAAGGUGCUGGGCGGCGAGGAGGAGGCGGAGCUGAGGGUCUGCCUGUGCCAGAAGGAGCCCUCGGCCCCCAUGCUGCAGUGUGAGCUCUGCAGGGGCUUCUUCCACACCGCCUGCGUCCCGGCGCCCGCCCUGCUGCAGGGCCCCGGCGUGUGGCUGUGCCCCCAGUGCCACCGGUCGGAGAAGCCUCCCCUGGAGAAGAUCCUGCCCCUGCUGGCCUCCCUGCAGCGCAUCCGAGUGCGGCUGCCCGAGGGGGAUGCUCUGCGCUACAUGAUCGAGAGAACUGUCAGCUGGCAGCACAGGGCACAGCAGAUGUUGUACUCAGGGAACCUCAAACUCAUACAAGACAAACUGGGCUCAGGAUUGUUGUACAGCAGGUGGCAAGGCACAGCAGGGCAGCUGCCAGAGGCAAACAAGGUUUCCCAGACCAUUGGAGCAAUGUCCUUCUCCAUGCCCCACGACUGGGACAGCAGAGCCACCUGCCUGCACUCUCCGUUCUCGACAGGGCAGCUCUGCAUCCCACUUCACGGCAUUAGCACAGAGCUGGAUGAGCUGAUGAUGGAAGCUCAGCUGCUACAAGUUUCCCUGCCUGAAAUACAGGAGCUGUACCAGGUCCUGUUCACGAAGCCAAGCCCUGGUGCGCAGGCAGAGCAGAGGCCACCCGUGGGAGCCACCAGUGACAAGCAGAGCGAGUGCUGCCGAGGCAGGAAGGAUGGGAUGAGCUCCAUGGAGAGGAAGCUGAAGCGGCGCUUGGAGAGGGAGAGCUGCUGUGAGGAGAAGAGAGCCAGGGUGAAAAAAAUGAGAACCCCCAAGAAGAAGAAACUGAAACUGAGCCUCUCAAAGGAGCUCUGCAGUCACAAAAUGGAGCGGGAGCGGCUCCUGGAGAUGCAGCGCUGCAGUGACAGCCACCUGCUGGCCUCAGAUAUGUCCUUCUCUGAGCAGGAGGACUCUGAGGAUGAGGAUGCCAUCUGCCCUGCUGUGAACUGUCUCCAGCCUGAGGGAGAUGAGGUGGACUGGGUCCAGUGCGACGGCAGCUGCAACCAGUGGUUCCACCAGGUGUGUGUGGGCAUCUCUGCAGAGGCAGCAGAGAAGGAGGACUACAUCUGCACCAGCUGCUCGGGGAAGGACUCUCAGCACCGCAAGUGAAGCUGCCCGCGGAGCGCUCAGGACUGCAGCCGGGAAGGUGGUUAAAGGUCCCCAGUCGAGCCACAGGGGCUGGUUCCAGAACCAGGUUGCAAAUGGUGCUACUUCUAUCCUCAUGGGAUCAUUUUUCCAGAACUCAGAAACAAACAAAAAAAGAAACCCAACCCAAUUUUUGACACUUUUGUAUUUCCCCUUGGUCUGUUUGUGGUUGUGGAGGUUUGAGAUGCUGACUGUGGGGCAGGGGUUUGCAGCGCUGGGAAGGCAUCGGACACAGGCACCUUUUCUUGUACAGCAUUCAAUUACCUCUGGCAUUGACCCAGCCUAUUGAACUCAGCUUGGUGAGGUGCAAACAAGGAAACAAACCAAAACCCUGCACCACCAAUCUUUCCAAUAAAUCCUCUUUUGAGGACCUCCCUGUUUACUCUCUUAACUCUUUGGAGACUUUAGGGUUGUUUAUUUUUUUUUCCACUUUGUUUUUUGGGUUUGUUUUGUUUUGGGGUUUGUGUUUUGGUUUUGUUUUGGGUUUGUUUUUGGGGUUUUUUUUUGUAGACUUAGGUUUAUUUAUCUGAGCAAUAACUUCUAUGUCUGGUUUCAGUGACUGGAAUGACAACUCUCAAGAGCGUGUUUGCUUCUAGCAUUGGUUGGGUGUACAGAGAGCAAAUGUUAGAGCCUAGUGUCACUGAGGGCCCAGUGAUGUAGAAGACAGGAAGAAGAAAAAAAGUCUGUAAAGUAAUUAAUUGCCACAGCUGUAUUUUGGCUUUCUCCUUUUUUGGGUAGCUUGUAUCAAAUGUUGCAGUUUAUAUUGUGGAAUAAACCCCUGGUUACGUUAUAAAAUUAAAUGUUGUUGUUUUUA